This is a messenger RNA of Knipowitschia caucasica, 429 nucleotides long. NCBI's taxonomy places the organism in Eukaryota, Metazoa, Chordata, Actinopteri, Gobiiformes, Gobiidae. The record is from the annotation of a GenBank genome assembly.
AUGCUUCUCAUUACACAUUCCUCCACACUCAAACUUCCAUUAGUCACCAGCGCUGCAGUGGGUGGGACGUCCAGGAGCGGCCGCACCCCCUUUGGACCUAACUCAGCGUGUGGGGUCAGAAGAGAGAAGGAAUCGGACCAUGGACUGUGGAGCCCUUGUCCGCCACCCAGGCCACUGAUCCGGGUGGGCAGCAUGAUAUCCCACUACUAUCCACUCACCACCCUGCUGCCCUGGUCAAUGGGACCUCAAUCACAUCACCACUGCCCCGGCCUGGACUGCCCGCUCCUGCUCGAAGGUGAAGGAGGGGUGGCCUUGCAACGGUACCAGGCCAGGUCUCCAGAGAGCAGCCCACGCCAUUGGUAUUUUGUGAGAGCGUCUAAAAGCAUGGAUCCUCUUUCCACCGCUCUGCUCACGCGGAUCAACUACUGA